This is a messenger RNA of Hevea brasiliensis (rubber tree), 1711 nucleotides long. RefSeq names its product probable E3 ubiquitin-protein ligase RHB1A. The record is from RefSeq and is a predicted model, not a curated record. Lineage: Eukaryota; Viridiplantae; Streptophyta; Magnoliopsida; Malpighiales; Euphorbiaceae. Bases 437 to 1075 code for a protein of 212 amino acids. Gene Ontology annotation, molecular function: ubiquitin-protein transferase activity. The transcript is spliced from 4 exons.
AUCAUAUCAGGUAUUAAUUCCCACUGUUUUCAGAUUUUUUUCCCCUCUCUGAGCGUAUCUACUACAGCUGUUUUUGAUCACUUUCUGCUGUUUGAUUGUUCAUUUGCGAGCUCAUAUAGAUUUAUAUUUUCUGUAAUUUUUGUGUUUCCUGUUAUGGCCUUCGAUGGUUUUUAAUUUUGAUUGAUUGCUUUUUAUUUUAUGUGAAUUCAUUGCUGAAUUUUGUUAGGGUUUUAUUGGGGUUUUAAUCCAUGGUUUUGGUUGCUGCUGGAGUGUGUCCUUUAAUGGGGUUUUAACCUUUUUUGGGUGGCUCAGGUGUGCCUCUUGGAUUGUUCUAAUACAGUUAUACGUUUCGCUUAUGGUGGAUAGCUGGUAGCAGCAUGUGAUGCCCAAGUGAAUAAAAUUUUACAUGGAUAUUGGAGAUAAAAUACAAGGAUAAAUGGGAGGUUGCUGCUGUUGUUCUUCCAAGGAAGCUGAACUAAAUAGUGCGCCGCCUUAUUAUUAUUACUCCAGAGCAUCAGAAGAGCAUGUCCCACUAUCAUCCCGUCAUGGUGCUGCGUCUGCACUCCCCUUGGGACUCUUGGUUGAUACAAACCUUGACACGUCAGUCCCUGAUGCUUACAGGCCGCCUCCUCCACCUAUGCCAUUUGAUGUGGCUCUAGGACAUUCUCCAACUCCUCAAGGGGCUCAGGAAACUUCCAGUGAUAAAGAUGAUGGAACAGUGCAAACAACAAAUUCUGAUUCUGUUCAAGAAACAACUGGCAUGAAUACUCGAGAAACAUUGGCCAAGUGUGAAGAUAUGAAGGAGUCAGACUGUAAAGCACAGACUAAUUUAGAACUUGAUUCAGCAAAGGAGCUAGAAGUUGAGCUCCCAAAGUCGGUUGAACCUCUUGUUUCAGCAACAGAGGAGGAUGAUUGUUGUCCCAUCUGUCUGGAAGAGUAUGAUGCAGAGAAUCCAAAAAUUACCACAAAAUGUGAGCACCAUUUUCACCUUGCAUGCAUUCUUGAAUGGAUGGAAAGAAGCGACACCUGUCCUGUUUGUGAUAAGGAAAUGAUAAUCGACCCUCCUAUUGAUUAGUAGUUAUGCAGAAAUUUCAACUAUGGUCAAAUGCAGAAGAUUUUUUUGUUCUUUAGCAUCCACUGUUAGUGGUUGCCACAGAUGCGUAUGCAGCUGUUCCUGUUACUUUUGAAGAGUCAGUGCCAAUAUGCUUAUUGCCUUUGCGCUAAAAACUCUUUCAAACAUAUACAAUUUGAAAAGCAAAUGAAAGAAAAGGGAGGAGGAUGGGGAGUUGGACGAGAAGCAAAAAAAAAAAAAAAAAAAAGACCAUAGUUGGAUGCUGGUCCUGCAUAUAAUUCCUGAUGUCCAUUACUUCUGAAGCUUUUGUCAAAGCAGUGUAACAGUAUAAUGUGUAAAUUUGCAUUAUGCAUGAUGCUAGUCAUAUUACUUGUACAAAGAUUUUGUUAUUGCCUGAAGAGAGAAGUCCAUUGGUGGGCUGCCCUUUCUCUCCCCUCCCCGUCCUCAUAUAGAUUUCUGCAAUUUUCAAACUGAAGUACUGUUGACGUCUUCAUUUUAUUUGUUUGUGAGAUUACUUGAUGGUGGAAGGUUUGAUCAGUGUAAGUCGAGGAAUGAUAAAAAAGAAGGGUCUUUGUUUUCAAGAUAAUUCGUGUAAAUAAUACUUAUCUGGAUUUUAGAUGAAGGAUUGGUUUUUGUUGA